AUGGCCGAUGUCAUGGCCCAGACUCCUCCGGUCCUCCAUGGGCCGUCCGAAAAAGAGCGGAAAUAUGACCGUCAACUCCGGCUUUGGGCCGCAUCUGGCCAAGCCGCCCUUGAGUCUGCAAAUAUCCUACUCGUUAACUCUGGUGCUGGCACGGUUGGUGUUGAGACCCUCAAGAACCUCGUACUACCUGGCAUUGGCCAAUUCACAAUUGCCGACCAAAGUGUCGUAAGUCAUGAAGAUCUAGGCGUCAAUUUCUUCGUGGACGAUAGUUGGCUUGGCAAGUCGCGAGCAGAAGCGUGCACAAACUUCUUGUUAGAGCUGAACCCUGAAGUCCAAGGCGGAUGGUAUCCUCAACCUCAGGAUGGAUCGUUCAACCUCGAGAGCUUUCUCAGCAACUCACCUGCGUUCACUAUGAUCCUAUAUGCAUUGCCAUUACCACAAGAGCAAGUCCAACUCAUCCAGAACUACGCUGAACAGCAUAGAGUGCCCACGAUUGCAGUACAUUCGGUGGGCUAUUACUCCUACUUCAAGACUUCCUUACCCGGUACAUUUCCUAUUGUUGACACCCACCCUGAGGAGACCGCUACUACCGACCUAAGAUUGCUUACCCCCUGGCCUGAGCUUACUGAGUUUGCUAAGAGUAUGACUGAGAAUAUCGACAGUUUGGAUAAUCAUGAGCAUGGGCAUUUGCCUUUGGUCGUCGUUCUCCUCCAUUACCUCCAGCAAUGGCAACAAAGUCAUGAUGGGGCUUACCCUACCAGCUACGCUGACAAGACUGCAUUCCGCAAAACUGUUUCCGAGGCCAUGAGGACGAAUAACCCUGAAGGAGGCGAGGAGAACUUUGAAGAGGCCAUAGCUGCUGUCAUGAAGCAUAUUGUGGCGCCAUCAAUCCCAAGCUCUCUCCAGCAAGUAUUUGACUACAUACAUCAAGAUCCUGAAGAGAGCAAGUCCAGCUUCUGGACUAUUGCAGAGGCUAUGAAACGAUUUUAUCGUGAGCACGGCCGUUUACCUGUACCCGGCGGAUUGCCCGACAUGAAGGCCCAGUCCAACGUUUAUAUCAAACUCCAAAAUAUCUACAAGGAACGAGCCCGCCAGGAUGUCAGUCAAGUUCUGGAAACGGUUCGGAGUAUUUCUGGCGGUGACGAUGUGGAUUCCGAGCAAGUUGAACUUUUUUGCAAGAACGCUCGCUUCAUCAAGCUUAUCAACACCUCGGAAAACGACACAGCUAAGCUUGAUCAAGUUGUUGAACAGCAACUUGCCAAUGACGAAAUCGCAGCCGUCGCUGGCCCAGAAAUGCCUCUGUCUCUUAUCCCAAUCUAUCUUGCCCUGUUAGCAACAUCACAUUCCAAGACAGCUUCCUCAGAUGAUAUCAUGGCCUUCAUUGAUGAGAAGGCGCCCCAGGCCUCUGAUAACGAGCGCUACAAGAAGACCGCUCAAGAAGUGGAACGAGCUGCUGGCGGUGAACUGCACAAUAUCUCGGCCGUCAUGGGUGGUAUGGUUGCACAAGAAAUGAUCAAGAUCAUCACGAAGCAAUACGUGCCAAUCGACAACACUUGUAUCUUCGACGGGAUCGAUAGUCGCUGUCAAGUUCUUCGUCUGUAG
This is a messenger RNA of Fusarium sp. VM40, 1602 nucleotides long. Lineage: Eukaryota; Fungi; Ascomycota; Sordariomycetes; Hypocreales; Nectriaceae. The record is from the annotation of a GenBank genome assembly.